CGAGUCCCCGCGCGCGCGCUCCGCCCAGCCAGGGACCGGUGUUAGCCUGAUGCUACACAGCCUGAGAAUGCGGAGUGUUGUGAGGAAGCUGCUCAGCGCCGUGCUCACCUGCGGUGUGUGGCUCAUCCCAACAUGUGACGCUCAAGAAUGUGGAAGACCUUUUGUGGAAACUCGCAUUGUAGGAGGCAGUGAGGCGCAAAACGGGGCGUGGCCAUGGCAAGUGGACAUCCAGCUGGGAACAAGCGGCCAUGUUUGUGGAGGAUCCGUCAUUUCCAGAGACUGGGUUCUGUCUGCGGCACACUGUUUUACUGACCCGUCAAAUGUGUCCUCGUACCGUCUCUACAUGGGUCGCUAUCAGCUCAGCGGCACUAACCAGUUUGAGACGUUGAGAGAAGUGAAGAGGGUGGUGGUGGCACAAGGGUACACGACCCCUCAGGAGGGUAGAGACGUGGCACUCGUAGAGCUGAGCUCGCCGCUCACCUGGACAACCCACAUCCAGCCUGUGUGUCUGCCUGACGCCAACUUCCUGUUCUACGGUGGAACCAUGUGCUAUGUCACGGGCUGGGGGGACACGCAGGUCGGAGUCUCGCUGGCUGGAGUCGGGAAGCUACGGGAAGUCAGCGUGCCCAUUAUUGACCAAGAAACCUGCAACUCCAUGUACCAGAGCAGCUUCCAUAACGUGGACACGGUGUACAUCCUGUCAGACAUGAUCUGUGCUGGGUACCCAGAGGGGGGCAAGGACGCGUGUCAGGGGGACUCUGGCGGACCCCUCGUCUGUUCCAUCGGGAACGAUACAUGGAUCCAGGCAGGCGUUGUGAGUUUUGGACUGGGAUGUGCUCAGAAGAACAGACCUGGCGUGUACGCCAGAGUGUCGAGCUUCGCGGACCUCAUCCGCUCCACGGUGCCGGACGUCCAGCUGCUGGACCACGCCUGUCAGCGUGCAGCUCAUGGCCUCGUGGUGCUCAGUGUGGGUCUCGGGGUGGUGAUGUUGGGUCGGUCGUGACCGUGUCCAGUGGACCCACGCGGUCACACUGACCUGCAGCAUGGACACGGUGAAUUACACCCUCCCCCAGUCUGGAGCCGCGCUGAACGCUGUACAUCUCUCAGUCCGAAAGCAACAGCAAUGCUAAAACUGGAAACAAAUCAACAAUCAAUGUUUGAUGAUAAACAGCUGAUCUGAUCUAUUUAAUUCAUCAAUCAGCAUCCUACACUGCCAUGCUCGAUGAGUCAGUCACUAUUAGAGAUGAUUAGAUCAACAGAUAUUUAUGUAAUAACACAAAUCAUCACCUUUUAUUUUUAUAAAUAAAAAAUGCAUAAUUUUUUUUACUUUGAAAGAA
This is a messenger RNA of Neoarius graeffei (lesser salmon catfish), 1337 nucleotides long. Its product is annotated as serine protease 27. Gene Ontology annotation, biological process: proteolysis. The record is from RefSeq and is a predicted model, not a curated record. Lineage: Eukaryota; Metazoa; Chordata; Actinopteri; Siluriformes; Ariidae. Bases 50 to 1003 code for a protein of 317 amino acids. Gene Ontology annotation, molecular function: serine-type endopeptidase activity. The transcript is spliced from 7 exons.